UAGCAACGCGCCGCCAUGGCAACAGCCGGGCGCGCCGGAAGUGAGGCGCGGCUGCUUCCGCCCGGCACGAAGAUGGCGGCGGGCGCUGCGGAGCUGCGGCGGCUGCAGUGGCGGCUGGAGGAGCUGGAGCAGCGCGUCGGCCUCGGCAGCGGGGGCUGCGCGCAGCGAAAGGUGGCGGACGAGCUGGUGAAGGUGCAGGUGGCGCUGAACAAUAUCGCCGGGAAGAGGGAGAGGAUCAAAAUCCUUUUUAAGAAAAUUGAAGAUGUAAUAAAAUACCUUGACCCCCAGUACAUUGACAGGAUGGCCGUUCCAGACACUAUGAAGCUGCAGUUCAUCUUGGCAGAGGAACAGGCCAUUCCUGCCCGUGCAGCCCUUCUGGAGCAAGUGAAGAACCUCCAGCCCAUCCUGGACAGCACCAGUAUCCAAGCGGUUCCUGACCAUGCAGCCAAGCUGCAGCGGCUCUCACAGAUCCACAUACAGCAGCAGGAGAAGCGUCAUGAUCUCACUGACAGCGUCAAGACACUCCUUGAGGAUUACAACAAAAUGACCCUGCUUCUUUCCAAGCAGUUUGUGCAAUGGAAUGAAAUCCUGACACGUCUGGAAGUGGCCAAGCAGGCAAAACCUGUGGCAGAGUGAUGGCAGAGCUGGGAGCACAGCAUGCCCAGGGCUCCUGUGGCACAGCUUGCAUCCUGCUGGUCCCAGGUCCUUCCCGCUUGGCACGAGCGUGCUGAAGUGACAAGGAAGGAUCCUGGGGCACCCAGCUCUGUACAGAGCCUUGCCAGCCCCCAGUCAAAGCCACACUGCUCCUUAAUCUGCCAUUGUUUGCAAAUCUUGCACCUCUCUCAAAUGCAUGUUGGUUUCAAUGUAUUUUAAAAACACGAUUUCUGUGCUUCCUUGUGGGCUGUAGUAAAGUCCUGAAACACUAA
Molecule: messenger RNA, 926 nt
Organism: Zonotrichia albicollis (white-throated sparrow)
Lineage: Eukaryota; Metazoa; Chordata; Aves; Passeriformes; Passerellidae
Gene: DCTN3
Product: dynactin subunit 3
Biological process (GO): cytoskeleton-dependent cytokinesis
Cellular component (GO): dynactin complex
Source: RefSeq, a predicted model, not a curated record